GCCGCGCUGCGCAAGCGCCUGUGGCGGGAGGUAACGAAGCUGGUGGAGGAGAUCGUGCGCGACCGCCUGCGCCCGGCCUUCCUGCGCCGCCGCCUCUCCGACAUCGUCCCCAAUGCCCGCGACCGCCGCCGCCUCAAGCAGUACGAGGAGCAGGCGAAGGAGUCGGCGGACCACUUCGUCGACCUGGUGCUGUUCGUGACGAUCCGCGGCGGCUUCGUGGCCACUGACGGCUACGCCGAGGGGCUGACGUCCGCGCACCGCAGCGGCGACGCCUUCUUCUGGCACGACGCCAACGGCAGCGGCUUCAGCAUCUGGGGCGGCAUCGCCUUCGACGACCUCUCCCUGACGUACAGGCACUACGAGGCUCAAGUGAUGGGCUUGGGGCCGUCGGGGUCACUGUCGGCCGAGGUGUACCCCCUGGCCCUAAACGUGCACCUGCGCAUCGACUUCGACGCCGACAAGGCCUACCUCGAAGAGUUCCGCAUCAACGAAGCAGGGGACAUGCAGGUGGAGGUGACGGGGCUGGGCUUCGUGCUCAACUGGCUGGCGUCGCACAUCGCGUCCUGGCUGCUGGGUGCGUACCGCGACCGCGUCGUGGACGAGUUGGAGUCGCGCUACGCCACCUACUUCGCCAACAUCCUGGAGAGCGUGUCGCUCGACGAGCUCGUCAACAGCCAGACGCUGUAC
Messenger RNA from Gryllus bimaculatus (two-spotted cricket), 687 nucleotides. The record is from the annotation of a GenBank genome assembly. Lineage: Eukaryota; Metazoa; Arthropoda; Insecta; Orthoptera; Gryllidae.